UUAAUAAAAUGAGGUACUAAAUUAAUUUGUUAAAACAAUUUGGUAUCUAUAGUAACGGGAAAAUCUAAAGAUUACAUCAGUAAAAUUUGAAAACGAUUCGACAAUAUAGACAGGAAUUAUGAUAGAUUUGUUACAAACAUUCAUGAUAAAUAUCUCACAAAAAUAUUCGAAUGCUGUAACACUGUUGAUAGUUUCUCAUCUUCCUUUGCACCGAAUGUAAACAUAAUUGCUAAAUGAAAAUAUUGAUACGUUCACUUGAUGUUAGGAUAUCGUCUCAGUAACAGUAACGUAAAAGUGUGCACAAUAGUAUUUAAAAUAAAUACCAAAAGAUUUAAAACAAAAAAGUGUGAAAGAGAAAUAAUAUUCCGAUUACAUGAAAACGGCAAAUCAUAUAACGAGAUUGCCGGAAUUGUGAACAGGAAUGGGUGAACACACAGGCUUAACAAACUGUGAAGCUCGGGAACUUUGCAAAAAGCCUGACCCAGCGACAAAUGGUUAUAUAAUGCAACAAACAAUGUAUCGUAUUAAAGAUCCAAGAAAAUCAUUACCUUUUUAUACCGAAGUACUCGGUAUGCAGUUAUUACAGAAACUUGACUUUCCUGAAAUGAAAUUCUCUCUGUACUUUUUGGGAUAUGAAAAUCCAAAAGACAUACCUACUGAUAAGAGAGAAAGUAUUGAAUGGACAUUUAGUCGUAAAGCUACUUUAGAACUUACUCAUAAUUGGGGUACAGAAACUGAUCCUGAUCCCAAAUACCAUAAUGGGAAUACUGAACCUAGAGGAUUUGGUCACAUUGGAAUCACAGUACCUGAUGUAGAAAAAGCAUGUAAAAGAUUUGAAAUGUUAAAUGUGGAAUUUGUAAAGAAACCUAAUGAUGGUAACAUGAAAGGAAUUGCUUUUAUCAAAGAUCCAGAUGGUUAUUGGAUUGAAAUUUUAAAUCCAGUAAAUAUUGCAAAUUUAGUACCAAAUCAAUAAAGGAUCUGGUAUAAUGUAAUUCUUUUGAAUACUCACAAAUGUAUAAAUUUCAUCAAACAAAACAAUCAGAACUAAACCAAAUCAUUUUUAUGCAUAUGUAUAUUUAAUUUUAUAUGUACAUGUACAUGUGCAUAGUAAAAUUGUAAGAUUGUAAUUAUUCAUAUUUAUGUAUAUUUUAUAGCACCUGUACAUUAUUAUAUUACAUUGUGUUAUAUGUAUAAUUUAUGUAUAAUGUAACAUCUAAUUAUUCUUUAGUAAAUAAAAUCAAAAUAUUUAUUUUUAAACAAUCAA
Bombus terrestris (buff-tailed bumblebee) is the source of this 1264-nucleotide messenger RNA. RefSeq names its product lactoylglutathione lyase. The transcript is spliced from 4 exons. NCBI's taxonomy places the organism in Eukaryota, Metazoa, Arthropoda, Insecta, Hymenoptera, Apidae. Gene Ontology annotation, molecular function: metal ion binding; lactoylglutathione lyase activity. The coding region runs from base 422 to 973 and encodes 183 amino acids. The record is from RefSeq and is a predicted model, not a curated record.